AUGGCCAGCUUAGGGGCUCUGGAAACUGCAUAUUUGACGGUUACUAAAGUAACAGGAGCUUCCCAAGCUUUUUGCGGCCCUGAUGGAGGCUGCAAUUCAGUCCUGUCAGGUCCCUAUGCUUCGAUACCUUUUACUGAUUUCCCCCUGGCAGCCUUGGGUCUGGUGGCCUAUAGUAUGGUGGCAACUUUGGCAUUGCUGCCUAUAGCGACAAAUGAUUCCGAUGACACCGAAAACAGGAUUUGGCUCGCAGCAGCAACGACAACUAUGGGUACUUUCUCCAUCUUUCUCAUGUCUUUGCUCUUCGGAGUGUUGCAUGAGAGCUGUCCAUUUUGCAUAGUUUCCGCGUGUCUUUCUAUUGGCAUGGCAGGGAUUUUUUGGGUUGGAGGUGGCCUUCCAGACGAAGAACGGAAACGUGGAGCUCAAAUCAGUGUGGGGAGCUUUGCAACCACUUUUGUGGCCGCCUUGACACUGUUCCUCAGCGUCGAUGACACGAGCACUGCAACUCAAUUUGCUGGAUCUGCGGGUGGCUCGGCUGCAGAAUCAGGGACUCUACUCGCCUCAGCCGAAGGAUACAAACCACCACCUAUAACAACUGUGUCGUCAGAACGAACUCUUGCCUUAUCGGCUGAGCUUGGGACAUUGAAUGCCAAAUUGUACGGCGCUUAUUGGUGCUCUCAUUGCUAUGAUCAAAAAGAGGCAUUCGGCAAACAAGCCUUUUCCACAAUCCAAUACAUCGAAUGCAGUAAGGACGGUUACAAUCAACAAAACGGCCUUUGCAAGGAGAAGAAUGUUCCAGGAUAUCCCACCUGGGAAAUUAAUGGGAAGCUCUAUCCUGGCGAACAAGCAAUAGAAGAACUAGAAGAGAUUGUGCUGCAAGCGAAGAAAAACUAA
Seminavis robusta is the source of this 891-nucleotide messenger RNA. The record is from the annotation of a GenBank genome assembly. NCBI's taxonomy places the organism in Eukaryota, Bacillariophyta, Bacillariophyceae, Naviculales, Naviculaceae.